Epinephelus fuscoguttatus (brown-marbled grouper) is the source of this 6831-nucleotide messenger RNA. It is a transcript of the gene adamts15b, whose product is annotated as A disintegrin and metalloproteinase with thrombospondin motifs 15. The record is from RefSeq and is a predicted model, not a curated record. Gene Ontology annotation, biological process: proteolysis; extracellular matrix organization. The transcript has 8 exons. NCBI's taxonomy places the organism in Eukaryota, Metazoa, Chordata, Actinopteri, Perciformes, Serranidae. The coding region runs from base 312 to 3176 and encodes 954 amino acids. Gene Ontology annotation, molecular function: metalloendopeptidase activity; zinc ion binding.
ACAAGUGGCUGCGGUCUGCAGCACAAACCCAGACGCAUGACCAAUGAGCUCUCUCUUGCGCGCCGUACCCAGAUUUCAGUUGACAGCGAGCAUCGGUGUUAUACGCGCGACUUUAAAGCUCAGCAGCUCAGAUAAGUUGGUGGCCAGAGUGGAGACGGUGCAGGAUGAGAAAGAAGCUGCAAGGCAGUGCGGAUGCUUAGCUUUCUGAGGACGCACAAGCGGCGCUCCGUGCCAUUGCGCGCAACUUCUCCACUGCGUGCAAACGCACCGAAGCCGAAUUACAGAGUGGACUUUCUUGAGCAGGAACAAACAUGGCUAUACUCAUUAGUUCUUUGAUUAUUUUCACAAAGUUCCUGCUUUAUUUCAAACUGACAUAUUGCAUGGAGGUCGAUUUCUGCAUACCUGUCCGUGUGGAUCACCAAAAGCAUGACAAGCAUUUGAACCGGCGCGCGGAGCAGAUAAAUGAAAGACAGAUAGUUUUUAGACUCAGUGCAUUCAAACAGGAAUUCUACCUCCACCUCACACCGGAUUCUAGUUUUCUUGCACCGGGCAGCUUGCCGCCCGAGAGCGGCUCCUCAGCAUCCAACGACUCUGCAGCCGCUGACUUACGGGACUGCUUCUACUCCGGUAACGUUAACGCGGAGCCAGACUCCUUCGCUGCUCUCAGCCUGUGUAAAGGUCUCCACGGGAGUUUCUCCUAUGACGGCAUGGAGUAUUUCAUCAGCCAGACCAGGACUGAAGACGCAGCAGUCGCGUCUGGAUAUGGAAACUCUUUCGACAGGACGCAUGUCAUCCGCCGCCGGAGACGCGCUGCGCACUCAGGCGGCAACUUCACCAGCAGGUGUGGAGUUACACCUGACGCCAACUACAACAUUUCCCUGGAGAAAUACAAGCACAUGAGCGAACUGGAGAUUGAUGGCUUAACUGAGACUGUGCUAAAAACUUUGGGGAGGUCCAAGAGGUUUGCCUCCAUCCCCAGGUUUGUGGAGGUGCUGGUGGUGGCAGAUGAAUCCAUGGCUAAAUUUCACGGGGAUGACCUGAAGCAUUACCUCCUGACCCUGAUGUCGGUAGCAGCCAGGCUUUACAAGCACCCCAGCAUUCUCAACUCCAUAAACAUAGUGGUGGUGGGCUUCAUGGUGAUAAAUGAAGCUGACAAGGGACCUAAGGUUUCCAGUAACGCAGCCCUGACUCUGCGCAACUUCUGCUCCUGGCAGAAGAAGUUGAAUAAACACAACGACAAGCACGCAGAGUACUGGGACACUGCCAUACUGUUCACCAAACAGGAUCUUUGUGGGGCCACGACCUGUGACACGCUGGGCAUGGCUGACGUUGGGACCAUGUGUGACCCAAAGAGGAGCUGCUCUGUCAUUGAAGAUGACGGCCUGCCUUCUGCUUUCACAACUGCUCAUGAACUUGGCCACGUCUUCAACAUGCCCCACGACAAUGUGAAGGCAUGUGAGGAGGUAUUUGGGAAACUAAAGGACAACCACAUGAUGUCUCCCACGCUGAUUCAGAUCGACAGGAGCAGGCCCUGGUCUGUGUGCAGUGCAGCCAUCAUUACCGAGUUCCUGGACAGAGGUCAUGGCGACUGUCUGCUGGACCAGCCUCAAAGGCAGCUGUCUCUCUCAGACAACCUGCCGGGUUCCAGCUACAGCCUGCACCGCCAGUGUGAGCUCGCCUUUGGCCCCGGCUCCAAGCCCUGCCCGUACAUGCAGCCCUGCUCCAAGCUGUGGUGCACGGGGAAGGCCCGUGGCCAGCUGGUCUGCCAAACCCGACACUUCCCCUGGGCGGACGGCACCAGCUGUGGCAACGGCAAGGUCUGCUACCAAGGAGUCUGCUCCGAUAAGAACAGCACCAUGCACAUCAAGGUGGAUGGGCGAUGGGGGAAGUGGGGUGCGUUUGGAGACUGCUCCCGAAGUUGUGGUGGAGGAGUUCAGCUGGCCAAGAGAGACUGUAACAACCCUGUUCCUGAGAAUGGAGGCAAAUACUGCUACGGCCUUCGCAUCAAAUAUCGCUCCUGUAACCUCAACCCUUGUCCUGAAACAGGUAAGAGUUUCCGUGAGGAGCAGUGUGAGGCGUUCAAUGGCCUCAACCUGAACACCAACAGGCUGGGUUCCUCUGUGGUUUGGGUCCCCAAAUAUUCCGGCAUCUCUCCCAAGGACAAAUGCAAGCUCAUCUGCCGUGCCAAUGGCACCGGGUACUUCUACGUGCUCGCUCCAAAGGUUGUGGAUGGGACACCCUGCUCUCCUGACACCUCAGCUGUAUGUGUUCAAGGAAAAUGCAUCAAGGCAGGCUGUGAUGGCAAGCUGGACUCCAACAGGAAGUUUGACAAGUGCGGCGUGUGUGGCGGCGACAACCAGGGCUGCAAGAAGGUCUCAGGAAUGUUCACCAAACCUAUUCAUGGCUACAACUUUGUGGUGAUGCUGCCCGUUGGAGCUUCCAACAUUGACGUCCGUCAACGUGGCUACCGAGGAAUGGUCAGCGAUGAAAACUACUUAGCGGUGAAGAAUGGGCAAGGCAAGUACCUGCUUAACGGCAACUAUGUGGUGUCAGCCGUGGAGCGUGACCUGCUGGUGAAGGGCAGCUUACUGCGCUACAGCGGCACUUCCACAUCUGUGGAGAUUCUUCAGGCCACCAGACCUCUGCAGGAGCCUCUGACUGUGGAGGUGCUCUCAGUAGGGAAGAUGACCCCUCCCAGGGUGCGCUACUCCUUCUACAUCUCCAAGGAGAGCAAGGAGGAGAAGACUCUGCGGAAAGAGGAGAGAAGCCACGCAGCUCAUAAUAGUGUCUUGGCGGACAGUAAUAGGGUAGAGGCCAAGAAGCAGAUGAUGGGUAAGAGGCCAGUCAGUCAUUGGGUGACAGGAAGUUGGGAUACUUGCACGGUGACUUGUGGGAAUGGUCUGCAGAAGAGACUGGUGCAGUGCCAGAGUAUGGAGGGGCGUCCUGCAGUGGACUGUGACAGUGCUGACAGGCCUGUAGCAGUGAGAGCAUGUGGGGAUCCAUGUCCCAUGUGGGAUGUAGGGGGCUGGUCUCACUGCUCCAAGUCCUGCGGAAGGGGCUUUAAAAGGCGGCCAGUGCGCUGCAUGACCGAGACUGGUCUGAAUCUACCCAGAGAGCACUGCUCUGGAAGGAGGAAGCCUCAGGAACUGGAUCUCUGCAAUCUGAAGCCAUGUUAGAGCAGAAGAGACACAGCCUGAGGACUUCUUUUUGUCAGUCAGGUGAAGAUUUGAGAUGAACUAGAACCCAAAUCAGCAUGAUAAUGAUCCCAUGGCUGUGUUGGGUGAAAAUACUCUCAAAUGCAGCCUGACCACGUCUGAAGGGACGUCUGCUACACGGAAGAAAGCCAAUGGAGACAGAGAGGGUCUCCAUCCAUUGUUUGAAAAGACAGACAUCUGUUUGGAUGAGAGAAAAGAAGAAAAGCUGUCUUCACGUAAACUGUCAAACCAUCUGCCUCAGGUUUGACUCGUGGUUAGUCUACCUCUACCAGGAAAGAUGACACAGUGCCUGAGCAUAUACAGAGAGCAACAGAGGAGGAAGAUGCAGAGACAGUGAUCACACACAUCUGCACACAAACAUAAUUUCUUGGUAUAGUAAAUGUGCAUGGCAGAAAGAAAUGGAAGUCCAGGACAAACAGAUAAAGCUCGCUGACGUACAACCUCGGCGAUCACACUGUGCAGUUAUCAGAAGCAAAUAUCUCACCUGUGAAUUGACAUUUUUCUCAUGUUACUGAAGAACUAAUCAAAAUGUGAACACACAGUACUGUAUCAUUCAUGCAACAUUCAAGACCUGAUUGAUCCAUGCAGUUUCUAUGCCUUUUUAUUCCAUUGUAUUUUUUUCUUGAGUCAGUGCUUUUGGCUGUUGUUGGCUAAUGUAGAAUAAUCAAAGCCAGCAGCUGAUCUCACUGCCAGUCAGAGUCACAUCAUGGCUUUACAAGUUAUUCAUCCUUCCAAAAUGACAAACAGUCAACAAUAUAUCCAACACACUUGAUUCACUCCUCAUGAAUUUGAUCAGUAUCAAAGAAUUCCUUAAUGUCACUCAUGACCAAAAAAAGUAAAAAUAUUUUUUAUUAAAGUAAAACUAGUUUAGAGCUAAGCAUAUUUCAUGCAGUGAAUGUAGGCUAUUUGUAUGGUGCAAUCAUAAUGUCCGCUGCGUCUAAACCAAACCAGCCAAUGCUCAGCUGUUUGUUCUCUGUUGCCAAAGAAUUAUAACCUUCAAAGCAGCCUUAGUAUUGUGAGAGACACCUCUCUGAUUAAACUUUUUUUUUUUUUGUCUUCAGCAUGCAUAUCUGCUCUGCACACGUGAUGGUUCUUAUGAUAUCCUACGAAUUACGACCCCACAAAUGAUGUUACAAACUUGACGUAAAGUUAAGGAGGUUAGGCUUAGGCAGGUAAAGUUACAGUGGUUAAGUUUAGGAAAAGAAACACGAAGAAGAGGUCCCUCAAAAUGACUCAAAGUUCACACGAUUCUGAGCGCUGGUCUCCUGGGGGAAAGUCCUACAUUUUGUGACCUGCCUCCUAAUUGGACUGCUCAUGGGCCACUUCCUUAUUUACGCCCAUCAGUGCAUUGGUCAUGUGAUUGCAGCUUUCCAAAGUACGUGAGUUAUGCACCAAUUUCUGGUUUAUCAUUAUGUGGGACAUGUCUGAAUUUUGGUGCAUUACUUUCCUUAGGAAAAUGUAUCAACAGUGCACGAGAAGUUGGCUCUGUAAAUCACUUGUGCUGUGUUAUCCGUUGGGUAAAGAAUUAUCCCUUUAAUAUUCACAGUGGUGCCCCCUAGCUUUGCAUUAAUUCAAUUAAUUUAGUCUUGUUCAGUAUCCAUUUAUGUAGAUAAAGAUCUUAUUUCGAUACAGCCAAUCAAAUCUUUGCAUACAGCAGUAACGUCAGCUUUCUUUAGUAUUCUGCCAAAUAAAGUGAACAUUUGCUUUGUUGCUCUGGUGGUUGAUGGCAUUUCCUCAACAUUCACAGGCUUCUAUCUGCUGCGUGGCUGCUCCAUCACCUUUAACUCUUAAUGUCAUCAUUAUAUUGCCUCAGCCAUCAUAAUGUAUUAGGUGUGAUCAUUUUCUGAGGUGUUACACUCACUCUCAUCAGUGAACUGUUUCAGAAUAAGAAAUAUCUUCAAUAUGAAACACAUCCAUGGUGAAAUUAAAGGGACAAUCCACCCUAAAACACUUACUGUUGUACUUUGCAUCUUGGCAUUUUAUUUUGUUUUUUAAAGGGAUUAUUUUCAUUCCAUUGGUUAAAACUGCAUGUUCAACACAGCUGGAAAUAUGUGUGGUUAAAUAGCAACAUGUUCUUAAUCUCAACAGUUUGGUCAGUGGCCGUACACUUUCAACUUUAAUGCUCUAGGUACUCCUCUGACACCAGCUUUGGGUGCCCAUGGACGGCAUGCCAAUUCCCGCUUGUUACACACACUGUCUUUUCGAAAGUAAACUUCAAUUUUCACAAAAUAACAUAGAUUUUGUCACCAAAAGUACUUUAGAUUUAGGCAACAAAACCACUUGGCUUCGUUUAAUGAAUACAUGAUGUUUUGGGUUAAAAUAAAUAUGUCUGUUAUAUAACUUAAGUAAGUUAAUCAUGUGAUGCAAGAGAUAUAUGUCAACAACAAACUCAACGUUCCAUACAGGACACGUACAGCGGUCUCCUGGGUAAAAGUCCUGUGUCCACCACCCCUUCUUCCGUCAUUGCAGUCCACUCCCAUUCAGAAGUUAUCAAUACUGCUGCAUUGUCAGUGAUUUCAGCAUCAGACACUGAUGCCAAAAGUCACCUUUUAUGGCAGUAUGAUACGCUUCCAGGCAGCGUCAGUUUGUAACGUGGCCAGAUGGAACCUUUCACAACAUUAUGAUAGGCGGACCUGUGACAUCAGUUCAUAACGUGGCCGGAUGGCACCUGUCACAGGACAGUAUCAGUUUGAAUCCCUGCCAGUAUCGACAUCAUAUAAGGAGCUGGGAAGUCCCUACAGGGUGGGCAGGAGGGGUGGUGGAUGGGUCCAACAAAUCCUUGACUUUCACCCAGGAGGCCGGUGUUCACAUCCUGUAUGAAUGUUGAGUUUAACCAUGAUGUUUAUUUCUAAACCUAACCACGUGCUUUUGUUGACGUUGCAGCAUCAGUUGCAGAAUUCCAGAACGUCAACAGCAGAUGCAGGAGGAUACCUAGCAUGUAAUAUGUAGACGUGAAAGUCCACUGACAAAAUGGUGAUAUGUGACGACUUGGGAUAGGAACGCGUUGGUCAUUUCCUUGGGUGGGUUUACACUGGAGUUAGAUGAAAGCCCGGUGCAUCUCAUACACACCCUAAAGGGAGCCUUGUGCAUCAGAAUCAGACGCCGAUGGCCACUGACCAAGCUGCUGUAACUGAAGCUAUGAGAAUGAGAACAUGCUGUAAAUAGAAAGGGAUCAGCAGUCUUAAAAAUACUUGAUAAAUGUCCAGUUUUGGUGUCACACCCUGAGAUUUGAAGGGAAAGGGCGUCUGUCUGGACUCACUCAUUUUACAUGUUUACACUGCUCAGACAGAAAUUCACUGAGAGAAAAGAAUUUCACCAUCUAUGAGAUUAAAACCUUCAUCAUUCUUCAUUCUUAAGAAAACAACACAUGGAACCCAUAAAUCAUCACAGAGUAAUGGAUAACUGUUGUCCUUUAAGUGGAUGGCUACAAUGCCAACACAUCCUUCAACAGAAAAUUGACUUCACUCUUAAUUUCCAGACUGAUUUGGUUCAGAGGACCAACUGCACCAUCUAAAAGAUGGUAUUGUACAGUUAGUUUUGUUUUCUUUCGCAUCAUGUACAGAUAAUGUUAUUUUUUAUCACUUGUCUUUUGUAUUGUAUACUAUGUAUACAUUCA